Messenger RNA from Vigna angularis (adzuki bean), 1005 nucleotides. RefSeq lists its product as uncharacterized. The record is from RefSeq and is a predicted model, not a curated record. Lineage: Eukaryota; Viridiplantae; Streptophyta; Magnoliopsida; Fabales; Fabaceae. The coding region runs from base 257 to 730 and encodes 157 amino acids. The transcript has 5 exons.
AAAAUUUAUCCCUUUUUUCUGCAAAAUUGUUAUUAUUUGAAACAAAAAUGCCAACAACUAGAACAGAGGCUUUUAUCCUCUUUAUUAUUUGCUAUAGUACUAUUUUGCUUUAUUAAAUUCAGAGAGAGAAGAGAUUCUCUUUGCCUCUUCAUUUUUCUCAAAUAAACUGAAAAUAAAAGAUUGUGCAUGCAUGUUACUGAAUUAUCUUCGUCUGGAUUUGGAUUUUGAGGUGAUAGAUCUGCUAAGAAUUCCGUAGAUGCAUAUCUGUGGAUAUGUUCCACCUUGGCUCUGUCAGAUUCUCGCUUGCAUGGGAGGUUGUCUGGGAUGUCUCCCAGCUCCACCUAUAAUUAAAGGCCAAGGAACGAACAGAGACAUAUCAGAAGAUUUUUGGAGCAGCAGUGCUUUGGAAAUAGAUCUGAGGGCAUUUCAGUCCCAGAAAAGCAUCUCAUCAAUUAUCAUACCUUCUGAUCCUCAAAGUAGCUCUGGCAUUCAGAUUGAUUCUCCUGAAUUUGUAAAUGAUGGUCUUCUUCUCUGGAACCAAAUGAGGCGACACUGGGUUAGAAAUAGAAGGCCCCAGAAUAAGAAAGAAGUUAGAGAACCUGUAAUAAGUUGGAAUGCCUCUUAUGAGAGUCUAAUGGGAAGCGACAAGGCUUUUCCUCGGGCAAUUCCUCUUGGAGAAAUGGUUGACUUUCUUGUUGAUAUUUGGGAGAUGGAAGGAUUAUAUGACUAAGCAGACAAAACAGGGUUUUUUUCCCCUUAGAUUUUGCAGAAGGAGCGAGGUAGAAUCUGUUCAUCCUACUGUAUUCCCACUGGAUAAUUCUACAAAAGCUAAAUGGGUUAACUCUUAACUAAUUGGGUUUAUUUUUUCUUCUGGGGUCGUCAUUUCUGCGUAAUCAAGGAGGUGAUUCAUAGAAAUUUGUUAAACCUGUUUUUACUAUUUGUAAAUAUAGUUAAAUUUAUGCUACUCCUCCAAUUUGUUUUAUGUAGUUCAAGGUUCUCAUAUAA